CCCUAGAAGAACAAGUAAAUACAAUACUAAGACAGGGAGUUGAGAGUGUUGGGUAUCAGGACUUUGCAGGAGGCACCUACAUAGAUGUACCAUAUGAUAAACUAUUUAUCAUGAUAGCGGAUCCCUAUAUUCAUCGAAUAAUUCGAAAUUAUUUACCACAACAUUCCCAUCAAAUUAUUAUUCGAGGUGCACACUAUUCCCUAGUAAAAUUAAGACAUGAAUUUAGAGAAAUACAAAAUCUAAUCAGUGAAAUGAGACGUGAACUUAGACGUCUUACUUGUUACGUAAGUGUACCCAACAAUAAAAUCGAAAUAGUAUCUUUCGAAGAAGAUGAACCUCAUAAUUCUAGUUCUAGUAAUCCUGGUAAUUCUAGUAAUCCUGGUAGUUCUAGUAAUCCUGGUAAUUCUAGUAAUCCUGGUAGUUCUAGUUAG
Racocetra fulgida is the source of this 431-nucleotide messenger RNA. NCBI's taxonomy places the organism in Eukaryota, Fungi, Glomeromycota, Glomeromycetes, Diversisporales, Gigasporaceae. The record is from the annotation of a GenBank genome assembly.